UGUGUGACAUGCCCCGGGGCACCAGCGAUAUCCGCCUGUUCUACGCCAACAUGCGGAAGAUGAUUCUUUCUGUGGUUGGCUAUUCCAGUGUCGACCAGGAUGGAUUCCAGCAGCCUCCUGGACGUCCCUUGGAGUUGGACAGAUUUGAGAACUCUGACAGACAUAUGAAUACAACGUUGGAUGUUCUUCCUGUUAAAGGACCUCAGGAUCCUCCAAUACCUGUAAAAACUGAUGAUCUGGUUCAGAAUAAAAUGGAUGCUGAAGAGGCUUGGGCUGUUAAACCUGAGCAUUUGACUUUGACAUCUCCUUCUAUUGGUGGAACAGCAGAUACUGGACAUGUACAAAUUAUCAACAGUUCUAAUAGGACGUUGACAUUUGAGCUUUCAUGGCCAGCUCACUGCCUGACUGUAACCCCACAACACGGAGUCAUUGACCCAGAGAGCAGUACACUGAUUCUGGUGAGUCCUAACCCCUCACUUGCCACAAAGCCUUCAUUAGUUCCUUGGAGUGGCCUAAUCUACAUCCUUUGUGACCGUGGUCAGAAGUUUGUUGAAGUGCAGAUUGGGGAGGCAGUUGCACGGGGUGUGGCUGGAGCUGACUUCCCACCCAGGAGACAUGAUACGUUUGCUCGACAGCUUGGAAGUCCCACUGUUCAUGUGGCAAAACCUCACUUGGUGCUCCCUCUAACAAAAAUGGAAAUAAAGAACAGGAUGAUUGUAUUUCCUGAAACACUAUCUGGCCAAAGCUCAGAGAGUUACCUGGAAAUGGAGAAUAAAGGGGAUGAAAACGUGAGGUGGCAUUUGUCAUCGUUUGCACCACCCUAUGUUAAAGAUGUGAAUGGAACUGGUUGUGUGUAUAGGGUCACGUACUCCGUGUUCAGAUGCUCCCGUGUUUCUGGGGUGCUUGAAGCUCAUGGAGAAGAGAAGGUUGCUGUAAUGUUUUUACCUAGAGAUAAAGGAGAUUACUCCCAGUUUUGGGACAUUGAGUGUCACCCAGUUGAGAAACCAAGUUGGAAACACAAGUUAAGAUUUCAACUCUGUGGAGCAGGUAUUAAAAGAGGAAAUGCAACUUCGGUUGUGAAAGCUUCUGGGAGUGCCCUCACAAAAAGUGAGCUCCCAGCUAUACCAGAGGUGAAGGCUUACUCUGAAGCAUCUACAACUAAAGCAGGACAAAAUGAGAUGGUAAGAGGAGUGUAUGCACCAGAAGACCUCUACACUUUUCCUACAACUACAGUUGGGGAGUCAUCCACGUUAAAGGUCAACUUGCGGAAUAAUUCCCUUGCAACACACUGGCUGAAAUUCCAAAGUCCCAGGGAGCCUUUCUACAUCAAGCACUCGAAAUAUUGUCUACGGUCCCAUCAUUACAUCAACGUGCCAGUCCAGUUCAAGCCACAGACAGAAGGAGAAUUUGAAGGUCUCUUCAUUGUGCAAACAACCAAAUACAACUCAGUUGUUAUUCGGCUAUGUGGUAAAGCUAUUGCAAAAAACCAGGCAGUUUUAUAA
Messenger RNA from Merops nubicus (carmine bee-eater), 1502 nucleotides. RefSeq names its product centrosomal protein of 192 kDa-like. NCBI's taxonomy places the organism in Eukaryota, Metazoa, Chordata, Aves, Coraciiformes, Meropidae. Gene Ontology annotation, cellular component: pericentriolar material; centriole; cytoplasm. Gene Ontology annotation, biological process: protein localization to centrosome; centrosome duplication; centriole replication. The record is from RefSeq and is a predicted model, not a curated record. Gene Ontology annotation, molecular function: protein kinase binding. The annotation marks the transcript as partial. The transcript is spliced from 12 exons.